Durusdinium trenchii is the source of this 1403-nucleotide messenger RNA. The record is from the annotation of a GenBank genome assembly. Lineage: Eukaryota; Dinophyceae; Suessiales; Symbiodiniaceae.
AGUGGCUCGCAGCGAUUUCAAGCUUCACGGCUCGAUUUGUGUCCCCUGUCCUUGCUCGGCAGCAAUGGCUUUGAAGAACCUUCUUCUUGUCGUUGGCUUGGUUGCGGUCUCCGCGGACUACCUGGACUUCUUCUAUGCUCCGAAGGCUUCCAAGAGGUUCCUUCAGGCUGAGGAACCAGCAGAACCCGAACCUGUGGACAUGGCGAAGCUGAACGCUGAGUUCCAUACUGCAUGCCGACGGGGUGACACGGAUGCUGCCAGUGCUUUGCUGCUUCAAGGUGUUGACAUCAAUGAUGUGUCCGCCUCAGGCCCACAAUGGAGCCCUUUGGCAGAGGCUGCCCUCCGCAAGGACACCGCCAUGUGCACUUGGCUGCUUGAGCAUGGCGCCAGUCCUGACACCCAAGAUCGCCGGGGCCGCACCCCACUUUACCAUGCCGUGACUGGCAAGUUGUCGACCGUGGUCACCGAGAUGUUGAAGACGGCCAAGAACUUGAGUCCCACGGACGGUGACAACGUGGACUUGCUGACCCGUGCAGUGUGGUUGGGCGAGGUGGAGAUCGUGAAGAGCCUCCUGGAUGCGGGAGCCACCUCGGAAGCUGCCAUGUCCGCAGCCGAGACAGCUCCCGCGGCCAUCGCCCAGCUCUUCGGCUUCACAGGGGUGACUGAAGCACCAGCAGUGGCACCCACUCAAGCGCCAGCAGUGGCACCCACCCAGGCACCAGCAGUGGCACCCACCCAGGCGCCAGCAGUGGCACCCACCCAGGCACCAGCAGUGGCACCCACCCAGGCACCAGCAGUGGCACCCACCCAGGCACCAGCAGUGGCACCCACUCAAGCGCCAGCAGUGGCCCCUGUUGCACCAUCCCCCGAGACAGUGGAGGCCCCAGAGGCUUCAGAGACGGCUGAGACGCCAGAGACAGCUGAGACGCCCGUGGAGACUGUCGAGGCCCCCUAAAGGUGCCAAAGCAGGCCGACGUCACGCGUCUUCCGGCGGAUGAGAGAGCCGGUGCUCCGCCGGAGAGCUGGUGCAUGUCCUUGAAGAUCGCUGCACUGUACUAGGCUUCCCAGUGGACCUCUCCCUUCUUGGAAAGGGAGGGUCUAGGAUUCUCGACCUAUUUCCUCAACUGGGGGCCUUUGUAAUCGCAAUGGACCUGGGCCGGGCUAGAAAGGCCAUAUUUUCUGAGACAUUGGCUGGGGGCAGUGGUUUGCCUCAGUUCACACCAUGUUUCAGCAAACCGGUCAAACCAGAUGUAGCCAGCAUGACUGCAGGUGUUUUGCCUGUUGCUAUGGGGUCCAGGUCCUGGAAUGAAUUCAUCUUUUGAGCCCACAAAGCAGGCGAAGAGAAAAGGCAGCGAAACCCAACCUCUCAACCAUGAGAUGGUAUGUGGAGGUCUGGAUCGGAG